AUGACCCUCAGCAAGAGCCCUGAGACCCAGAGCCCUGAGACCCAGAGCCCUGAGACCCAGAGCGCUGAGACCCAGAGCCCUGAGACCCAGAGCGCUGAGACCCAGAGCGCUGAGAUCCGGAGCGCUGAGACCCAGACACCUGAGACCCAGACACCUGAGACCCAGAGCCCUGAGACCCAGAGCCCUGAGUCCCAGAGCCCUGAGACCCAGAGCCCUGAGACCCAGAGCCCUGAGACCCAGAGCGCUGAUACCCAGAGCGCUGAGACCCAGAGCCCUGAGUCCCAGACACCUGAGACCCAGAGCCCUGAGACCCAGAGCCCUGAGUCCCAGACACCUGAGACCCAGAGCGCUGAGAACCAGAGCCCUGAGACCCAGAGCCCUGAGACCCAGAGCGCUGAGACCCAGAGCGCUGAGAUCCGGAGCGCUGAGACCCAGACACCUGAGACCCAGACACCUCUCUCUAGCCCUGAGACCCAGAGCCCUGAGACCCAGAGCCCUGAGACCCAGAGCCCUGAGACCCAGAGCGCUGAGACCCAGAGCCCUGAGACCCAGAGCGCUGAGACCCAGAGCGCUGAGAUCCGGAGCGCUGAGACCCAGACACCUGAGACCCAGAGCCCUGAGUCCCAGACACCUGAGACCCAGAGCGCUGAGAACCAGAGCCCUGAGACCCAGAGCCCUGAGACCCAGAGCCCUGAGACCUAG
Messenger RNA from Knipowitschia caucasica, 702 nucleotides. Lineage: Eukaryota; Metazoa; Chordata; Actinopteri; Gobiiformes; Gobiidae. The record is from the annotation of a GenBank genome assembly.